AUGGAUGAGGUAUUACAGGAGAUACCCGUAGGAGAGAACCUAGUUAUAGGUGGUGAUUUCAAUGGCCAUGUAGGAGUAGAUAAGAAGAAGGUGCAUGGUGGGUAUGAUUUUGGUGAUAGAAAUAAGGAUGCAGAGAGUAUUUUAGAUUUUAUAUUGACUUUUGACCUUGUGGUGGCCAAUACUAUGUAUAAGAAGAGAGAUGAGCAUUUGGUAACCUUCAAUAGUGGGUCAAUUAGGAGCCAAAUAGAUUACUUUAUAGUAAGAAAAGGAGACCGUCUAAAACGCAACAACUGCAAGGUGAUUCCUAGAGGGAGCUUGACGUCUCAACAUAGGAUUUUGAUACUAUAUUUAUGCUUUAAAAACAAUACCAAACUCGAAAAGAUAGUGGGUGCCGCAGGACUAGAUAGUGAGACAUAA
Camellia sinensis is the source of this 417-nucleotide messenger RNA. The record is from RefSeq and is a predicted model, not a curated record. Lineage: Eukaryota; Viridiplantae; Streptophyta; Magnoliopsida; Ericales; Theaceae.